AUGGGCUUCCAAUUUCCGUUCCUUUGUGAUCUACUUGCCAAAUUGGACAACAGCAGAACGGCCAAAGCGUCAACUGCUGCCAGGAAAGAGAACCCGGACAUCCGCAUAGUUGCUCAGUGGUUUGCUCGACAUGAACGAGGGAUAAACGAGGCGGGAACGGACAAAGUGGCACUUCUCUCAUGCAUGUUUCCCGAAAAACGAACGGACAGGGUAUACUAUUUGCAAACCACGCUACUCUCCAGAGUCAUCGGCCGAUGUCUGGGCUUGGGAUCCUCGCGACUUUCCGAACUCAACCGAUGGCAGUCACCAGGGAAUUCGGAUCUUGGGCAGUGUGUCGAGAAUGUGAUGCGCCAAGCAGAAAACCCUGUACCUGCUGGACAGGAGCUCUCGGUAGAAGAGAUCGAUCGCGCCAUGGCGAUGAUUGCGUCACGAUGCCGCUUCUCGGGCCCUCAGGUUCGACGGAAUCGUACAGCAGUGGACAUCGAAUCAACAUUAUCACCGCUUUAUCGUCGAUUGAGUAGCCGUGAUGCGAAGUGGCUCACUCGCAUGAUUUUGAAGAAUUAUUCUCCCGUUAUUUUUCCAGAACAGUACACGCUCAAGAUGUUCCACUUCCUGCUGCCUCAUCUACUAAUGCUUCAGAAUUCUUUUGAUGGGGCACUGGAAAUGCUUGCUUCUGACCCGAUAAAUCAUUUCCCGCCAAAUCCAGAUCCCAGGUCAGCCAAAAGCCUAAGCAUCAUUGCUAUGCAACAUUUGCGCCCUCGAGCUGGCAUUAAGGUGGGGCGUCCUGAGUAUUACAAAGCUCGAAGUAUCAAACAUUGUCAUCAAAUGGCCAAUGGUCGACGUAUGAGUAUCGAACGCAAAUACGAUGGCGAAUACUGUCAGAUACACAUUGAUAUGUCGAACAAGCAUGCACCCAUCCAGAUUUUCUCCAAGAGUGGGAAGGACUCAACCGCAGAUAGGGACAAGGUGAUACCCGUGAUAGAAGAAGCUCUUCGAAUGCGACAUCCCCACUGCAAAUUCACACAACGCUGUAUUCUCGAAGGAGAAUUGCUUGUAUGGAGUGACAAGGAUCGUGAGUUAAUGGACUUCAACAAACUACGGAGAUUACUUCCAAGAUCUGGCAUCUUGAUUGGUGUUGAUAAUGAUUCCCCGUACGCGCUCAUUCCACCGGGUAGCAUAUGUUCUUGUGCUAACUGGAAUAGACCGCAACCUUACGAACACUUGAUGAUCAUGUUUUUUGAUAUUCUUCUACUUGAUGAUGACAUUUGCCUAGCCAAACCUCAUCGGGAAAGGCGCUUACUCCUUCAGAACGUGGUUCAAAAGAUCCCUGGUCGAGCCGAGCUUGCCCACCAAGAGGUAUUAGACUUCAGUCGAAUCGACAGUUAUCAUCGCCUCGAAAAGACUUUUGCAAAAGCAAUCACUCAACGGUGGGAGGGGUACGUCUUGAAGGCCUCCGACGAACCCUAUUUCCCGAUAUAUUCAACCGGCGUUGAUACUAUGUUUGGUCGGUGGAUCAAACUGAAGAAAGACUACAUCCCUGGCCUGGGAGAUACAGUCGACCUUGCAUUGAUUGGAGCAAGCUACAAGUCUCAAGAUGCGCAAAGUCUUUCACAUAUCAAAAAAUUAAAAUGGACUCAUUUUUUUGUUGGAUGUCUUCUCAAUAAAGACGCUGUCCAAAAAGAGGGCUCUAUACCGCAUUUCCGAGUGAUCGAUGUGCUCGGUCGACACAGCAUGAGUAUACAGACAAUGCGAAUUCUCAAUCAAUUUGGAGAGUUCUAUGCUCGUUCGCCUGAAAAUUUUGAAGGAUUUGCCGUCGAGUAUGGACACAACAGUCUUCCCAAUGCAACCACCUUGUUCAAGCAACCUUUUGUCGUCGAGAUGCUGGGAAGUGGAUUUGAGAAACCCUCUGGCGCUAGAUAUUUCGCCCUUCGAUUUCCUCGUAUUUUGAAGAUCCACUCGGACAGGACAGUGGAAGAGAGUGCUUCCUUUCGUGAACUGCAAAUUUUAGCUGAGAAUGCUCGAGCCCUCACCUUAAAUGAGCUGGAGGAACGUGAAAAGUGGUCCAAGCGUCUCGAAGUUGGGAGUGGACUUGUUCAACAUAUUGGAAACUCAUCAGACCCGGAAGCUACCUGCUCAGACACCGAAUCGGAACCAACUUCGCCGGCAUCUCCAGCAUCCGUGCCCAUGGCUGCUUCGGCUGAUAGUUAUAUGGAUGCAUACCCAUUGACAACAACACUAGUUGAUGGUACACAAAGAGGACACCAAUUCGAUCAGUCGCAUAAGGAUCAUUCAAGUGUCCAUUUAGUAUACAUUGAUGAGACGAUACCCAAUAUUGACAUUGAAAACACAGUCUGCGAAAGCAAUGUGCUAGUGGACAAUCAAAACUUGUCAUGUUGCCAAAGCUCCAGCCAGCGGGAUGUAAAAACUGCAUCUCAAAAAUCCGAGAACUUGUCAACCGCAGUUCGACUUCAGAAAACACUGGAGCCGACUGUUUCUGGUCUAUCAAGCCCAAUGCGGGCAACCAAUCUCUACUCGGCGCACAGAAAAUACACACCAGAUACGCCAGAGACGGAACCACCUAUUUUGAAAACUGAAACAUCACUUACAUCCCUCAAGAGAAAGAUAUAUCCCCAGUCCCCCUUGACAACGAUCCCAUUAUGGAUGCCCGAACUAUCUCUGAAAAGUUUUGCACUGCCCGAUUCGGACCUACAAUUCCACCCAGACAUGAACACCGACAGUCUGCGUAGAUUUGUCCAGAGUCUCGGGUCAAAUGCAGUUCAGUCUGCACUCCAACAAUCGAACCCAUAUGCCGCAUCACAAGGCACAAGAUUUGGGAUAAUUUUGUUUGAUCCCAACAUAACCCCGCUAGGCAAAGAAAUGCACAGAGUUGUGACAACUCUUGCUACUACUGUCCAUCAAGGAAGGGCUUCGCUGGCUUCUAUCGGAAAUAUCUUCUUUUUGAGCUCGAGCAUCCUGACCCGAGAUCUACGUCCCGAGGACCUAAGAUUUUGCCUCCGUACAACAUGGUCACAGAUUGGAGGUGAACAUUACUACGGAUGCAUUAGUUGGGAUCUGAGCAGGAGACCUAUUGGUUCAGUCGCGGAUAGAGUGAAAGAAAUUAUGACGUUGAAGAUGUCUUUCCCUGACAUAACCAGCGGUGUGCCAGAUCAUCGGGACUUUGCCUCAAAUACAGGCCCGUGGAUCAAAGUCACGUUUGAUGACUCGGACGUUGCCGUGCUGGGCGAGUAUGUUUCAGUCGAACCACUUGUACACGCCCGAUAUGUUUGA
Penicillium soppii is the source of this 3288-nucleotide messenger RNA. Its product is annotated as ATP dependent DNA ligase domain protein. The transcript has a single exon. NCBI's taxonomy places the organism in Eukaryota, Fungi, Ascomycota, Eurotiomycetes, Eurotiales, Aspergillaceae. Bases 1 to 3288 code for a protein of 1095 amino acids. Gene Ontology annotation, cellular component: DNA ligase IV complex. Gene Ontology annotation, biological process: nucleotide-excision repair, DNA gap filling; double-strand break repair via nonhomologous end joining; DNA recombination. Gene Ontology annotation, molecular function: ATP binding; DNA ligase (ATP) activity; DNA binding. The record is from RefSeq and is a predicted model, not a curated record.